Anguilla anguilla (European eel) is the source of this 2915-nucleotide messenger RNA. Its product is annotated as vesicle-associated membrane protein 7. The transcript is spliced from 8 exons. Bases 247 to 909 code for a protein of 220 amino acids. Gene Ontology annotation, biological process: vesicle fusion; exocytosis. Lineage: Eukaryota; Metazoa; Chordata; Actinopteri; Anguilliformes; Anguillidae. The record is from RefSeq and is a predicted model, not a curated record. Gene Ontology annotation, cellular component: SNARE complex; membrane. Gene Ontology annotation, molecular function: SNARE binding; SNAP receptor activity.
GUAAUAAGUAAUCUUUGAUCACAUGAUCCACAACUAUUAACGGAAGUGUUUUGCGGUGCAGCAGGUGACUCGAUGGAAAAACAGAAGUGAUAACUAAGCUAGUUCAAGAACAGCUUAAUGCCUUAAUUUAACGAUUCAACCAACACACUGUAGAGAGUUCAGCCCCGGACCUUGACUCGUCCCCUCUCAUCCAUCCAUCCCUGAGUGGCUAUCUGUGAUCGACUGCCUCUGGAUCCUUCUCCCACUAUGGCGAUCCUAUUUGCUGUUGUUGCCCGUGGCACCACGAUUCUUGCCAAGCAUGCCUGGUGUGGGGGGAACUUCCUGGAAGUCACAGAGCAGAUCUUGGCCAAAAUACCCUCAGAAAACAACAAGCUGACAUACUCCCAUGGCAGCUAUCUCUUCCACUACAUAUGUCAAGACAGGAUCAUAUACCUGUGCAUCACUGAUGAUGACUUCGAGAGGUCGCGGGCGUUCAGCUUCCUCAGCGAGGUGAAGAGAAGGUUCCAGACCACGUACGGGUCCCGUGCGCAAACGGCGCUGCCCUACGCCAUGAACAGCGAGUUCUCCAGCACGCUGGCGGCACAAAUGAAGCACCACUCAGACUCACGAGGUUCAGACCGCGUGACAGAGACACAAAUGCAAGUCGACGAGUUAAAGGGCAUCAUGGUCCGCAACAUAGACCUGGUGGCCCAGAGAGGGGAGAAACUGGAGCUGCUGAUUGACAAGACUGAAAGUCUGGUGGACUCUUCGGUUACCUUCAAAACCACCAGCCGCAAUCUGGCACGUGCCAUGUGCAUGAAGAACCUGAAGCUGACAAUCAUCAUCGUGGUGGUGUCCAUUGUUGUCCUGUACAUCAUUGUGUCUGCAGCCUGUGGAGGUCUGAGCUGGCCCAGCUGUGUGAAGAAGUAGAGUAGGAGAGAGGGGCCCCACCCCGUCCCCCUGCACCCCAGUCUCAUCUGACUCUGACAUCUGCUGGGGGAACCCUAACCACUUAUGAGACCACACCCUACUUCAGCUGAACCCAACCACACCUUUUCGCCUCUCCAUCUUCUGUCCUCCCAUUUCUUUGGUCCUCACGGAGGGAGACAAGACGGGGCCAUGCUUGCCUUAUCGUCAGGACACACCUUAGUGUGGAAACACGGCAACCCAAACAAGCAGUACCUGCCCAUUUACUCUUGGAAUGAUUGAUUGAUAUAGGCAAACGGGCAGUUAUGUAACCUGUACAGAUUUCAAUAUUAAUACUGUGGUCCAGCUUUACUGAGACCCAAAUGAAGACCCAAAUAGGUGAUGGUGCCAAAAGACCAAGGUAAAGGGCUCUCGAGGGAAUGUUGCCUGAGGUGGUCCUAACCUGCACCAGUUUAACUAUGAUCUUCAACGUAUGCCCCCAGAGGACACUUGGAGUGCUGAUUUAUUCUCCAGUCUAAACCAUUUCAUUUAUUGAAACGGUCCCCGCAUGUGAUAUUUACUGUCAUUGUUAUGUAUGCAGCGUAGUUCCUACAUGGUUCACUUCCAUGGAAACGGUUAUAGAUGCUCAGACCACUGUGGUACAGACUGAAGUAUAUGAUGUUCAUACAGUGUUUGGAACUGGCUAAUGUGUCCCCUGAAAUCUAGUUCAAAUUCCUUAUAUAAUAGAGCGAUGAUUUCUUGGAUUAGGCAACCUUCUGAAUCACAAAAGUGGGUAAACUUUGAAGCCGACCACAUCUACGUUUGUUUACUUGGGCUGGUUCGAGGGAGGGGAAGGGACUCGGGGCACCAAUCCACUGGCAUCCAUUCUUGUAAUCGAUAGGCGUGUAGAGUAAACGACAGGUUUGCUGUGAUUGACAGGCAUGCUGAGCGAUUGACAGGUAUGUGGAGCGAUGGCUGUUCUGAGUGCAUUGUCUGCCAUGUUAAACUAGAGCGCUCUGUCCGUCAGCCAUUUCCUGUGCAUUCUGCUGUUGAAAAGCAUUACUGGAGCAAAAUCCCAUUGCCACAUUGUUCUGUGUGAGCGAAUGAAUCAUGUGAAUACAGCUUAGUCAAACCGGUGACCUAAUGAGAGUCCCUGAGCCACCAUCUAGGCUAAAAGAUUUUGUACAGAGCAAGUCUAAGAUAGUUAAUAUAUUAAUAUUCCAUUAUCUUCCACUAUGUUACCACCUAUAUUUUCACAUUUGUUCUGAACGCCACAUUGCUGUUACUCUUGUAUUUUGAAUUUGCUAAUGUUGUACUUGGGUUGGCACCUAAUAGAAGUUCAGAGAUGAUGGGUCAAGUCCUCAGAGUCUCUCACUUUCUUGGAAAAAAACUACCAUUCCUUCAACAGAGCUGCCCAGAGGGCACGAUGAAACUACAGCUUGAUUUACAAGUGCAUUUCUGUGUUCCUGGUGAUUUUUUUUUUUAACAUUACCAGCUAAUCUAGAAACAUUGCUAACCAUGAUAUCGAGCAUGUCUGUAUGUUGAGUCCUACCUUUUCAAUAUGUAUAACCGAUGAGUAGAUCUGGCCUUGUCCUGCGCCUGUAAUUGUCCCUAACCUGAAAGGGUAAGCAGGGACCGGACUGUUCUGGAUACAGGAUGCACCGCAAAGGCCAGACAGAACACACGUGCAUCCAAAAGCAUUGCUGGCAUCCAGGGGUGCCUCAUUCUUUGCAUCAGGCCUCUUGCCACUUGCCGAGCUCGUCUGCAGCAUCAUCACUGAUGUUCUCCGAGGCUACUAAAUAAAAUGCGCAGAUUGCACUGGUGUGCAGUAGAUGCAAAACAGUGUCUCUGAUCUGUGGAAUGUUCAUUUCAUGUUUGUCUGGGUCACUGGCUCCAGGUGUACAUCUGUUUAUAUGUGUAAAGCACUUUUAACCAACAGUUUUCUUCCUGCCAUCAUCAUCAAUUUAUUCAUGUUUGAUUUUGUUAUUUAAUUAUUUUAAAUGCAUAGUAAAAUAAAGUUAUCAAUGUUG